AUGGCUUACCGUGCUCGCCACAUGCAACUUCGCACGCCCAUGCCCCGGGGGGGUAGGCUAUUCUACAUGCACCCGCCCAUGACGUUUAUAAAGAUGGAGGCUAGUCUCGUGUGGUUUUCUCGAUUCGAGACCCUCAAGAUACUUUCACACGGCCAACUAAACCACCCUCAAUCCCAUCCCAUGAACCAUAAAGGCUAGAAGUCUCCUUCAAGACAAAAACCGAACCACCCAAUUCCCGAUAUCCCCAUCAUGUCCUCCUCGGGCAAACGCAUCGUCUUCACAGGCGGUUCAGGAAAAGCCGGACGCCAUGUAAUCCCCUACCUCCUCCAGCAAGGCUACUCAGUCCUCAACCUCGACCUAAUCGACUUUCCCGACCCGGACGCCGGCGUCUUCACCCUAAAAACCGACCUCACAGACAGCGGUCAAGUCUUCAACGCCCUAACCACACACUUCAACUUCGCCGGCUACGAAGCACCACACGUCCCAGGCCCGCCCGACGCCGUCAUCCACUUUGCCGCUUACGCCCGCAACAUGCUCGUGCCCGACAAUGAGUGCUACGCCGGCAACGUGCGCUCAACCUACAACGUCAUCGAAGCAGCCUGCAAACUCGGAGUCCGCAAGAUCAUCAUCGCCAGCAGCGAAACAACCUACGAAGUCUGUUUCGGCCAGGGCAACCUCGACUACACCGCCUUCCCCUUGGUCGAAGACGCAGACGUAAACCCGAUGGAUACCUACGCCAUCUCCAAGCUCUGCGGCGAACGUGUAGCCCGCGGUUUCGCCCGCCGCUUCGACGCAGACAUCUACGCCCUGCGCAUCGGCAAUGUCAUCGAGCCCCACGAGUACGCCCGCGACUUUCCAAAAUACAUCCAAAACCCUGAGACGCGCAAGCGCAACGCCUGGGCUUACAUUGAUGCCCGUGAUCUCGGCCAGAUUUGCCAUUUGUGCGUGCAGAAAGAUGGGCUGGGGUUCCAGAUUUUCAACGCGACAAAUGAUACUAUUACCGCUACCUUUCCCACGAAACAAUUUCUCGAGCAGUAUGCGCCAAACACGCCUAUUACACGCGAGAUGGGCGAGUGGGAGGCGCCGUUGAGUAAUCGGAAAAUUAGGGAAGUGUUGGGUUUCAAGGAGGAACAUGACUGGCGCAAGUAUUAUAAUCCUGACCAUUAAGAGGUCUUCAUGAGAGGAGGGGGAAGAAAGUGAAUGAAUAGAGAAAUUAGAGGUACGACAUUUCCCGUAUUAUCAGAUCUUUAGUUGAAGAUACGAUCCUUCACUGUAGGCUAUUCGAGAAAUCUGCCGUACCUAUUUGCAAUGGUACUGCACGAAGUGUUUAUACCGUACUAUGUAUACAUCUACAU
Molecule: messenger RNA, 1355 nt
Organism: Bipolaris maydis ATCC 48331
Lineage: Eukaryota; Fungi; Ascomycota; Dothideomycetes; Pleosporales; Pleosporaceae
Source: RefSeq, a predicted model, not a curated record